Messenger RNA from Monodelphis domestica (gray short-tailed opossum), 798 nucleotides. Its product is annotated as olfactory receptor 5BS1-like. NCBI's taxonomy places the organism in Eukaryota, Metazoa, Chordata, Mammalia, Didelphimorphia, Didelphidae. Gene Ontology annotation, molecular function: olfactory receptor activity; G protein-coupled receptor activity. Gene Ontology annotation, cellular component: membrane. Gene Ontology annotation, biological process: G protein-coupled receptor signaling pathway. The record is from RefSeq and is a predicted model, not a curated record.
AUGGUAAUCAUCAAGAUGGAUUCUCAUCUGCACACACCCAUGUACUUCUUCCUGGUGAACCUAUCCUGUUGUGAUAUCUUUUAUUCUUCAGUUAUGGUACCAAAGUUGGUUCAAAUACUUCUGACCAAGAACAAAACCAUCUCCUUCAGUGGGUGCCUAGCACAGAUUGGACUGACAUUUUUCAUUGCUUCAUCUGAAUCCUUUAUCCUCUCAGCCAUGGCCUAUGACCGCUACUCAGCCAUCUGCAACCCUCUGUUUUAUAUGAUGGUCAUGAGCAAAAGAUUCUGUGUCUUUCUGACCUGUGGUUCUUGUCUACUUGGGAUCGCCAGCUCCCUGCUCAACACCCUGCCUUUGUUGAGGCUAAAUUUCUGUGGUCCUCAUCUUAUCUACCACUACAGCUGUGAGAUGCCUGAACUCUUAACCCUCUCCUGUACUGAUCUUUUCCUUAACAAAAUUAUCUUGUUCUCCACCUUGGUCAUUGUUGGCUUUGGCUGCUUCUUCCCCAUCGUGUUUUCUUAUACCAGAAUCAUCUCUGCCAUCCUUAGGAUUAGUUCAGCCUCAGGCAAAAGCAAAGCCUUUUCUACUUGCUCCUCCCAUGUGAUUGUAGUGUCCUUGUUCUUCCUGACAGGUGUUGGUCGAUAUUUGAGCCCUGCUACAGGCUCCAUCCUGGAACAAGUCAUAUCCCUGCAGUAUAGCAUUGUGACACCACUAUUAAACCCUUUCAUAUAUAGCCUGAAGAAUGUGGAAGUCAAAAUAGCCAUAAAGAAAAUGUGGGAAAAGAAAAGUAUCCUCUAUUGA